Porites evermanni is the source of this 1376-nucleotide messenger RNA. The record is from the annotation of a GenBank genome assembly. Lineage: Eukaryota; Metazoa; Cnidaria; Anthozoa; Scleractinia; Poritidae.
AUGAUUUACGUAUUGAUUUUAUCCUUUAUCACUUUGUGCUCUACGACAGCCAACAACGAUAGCAGCAAAUCACGUGACAAGGUGAUUUCAUCAUUUUACAAUAGUAGCUCAUGGAGAAAAAGAUAUUUGAUAUAUGAAAUAUGUCUUGUAAAGUCUAUUAAAAGUUUGUUUUGGUGAUUAUUAAUAUUUCUUCUGGGGAUCUGUUAUAUAUGGUCAACCUUAAAACUUUCUGAACAAAAUAUCUGAGUGUCUUUGCCUUCUUUCUUUGCGUCCUCAAUGAGGUAUGUAAGGCUCAAAAGCAGUUCCAGUUUUGAGCAAAAGAAAUGUAAAAAAUGUAAAUCGAAUUUUGACAAAAGAAAUGUAAAUCGCAAAUGUAAACGGCGACCACAAAACAAAUACCUGAUAAGUAACGCUCGAAGCUCCACGUUAUCAUUAACGGGUCACGCAACUCUGAUCUAACAGGAAAUUCUUUCAGGAAAGUGGCUCUGUAAUCAAGUUAAACAAAAGUAACUAAGUAAUGAUAUUAAGAACGUUUUCUUCAUACAAAUUGAAUAAAAAGUUCUGCAUCUUCUUCCUUUUCAACCCAGUUUCAGCCAUUUUGCUUUGGAGGCCAUCCCGGCACAAAUGGACUACCAGGUAUGCAUGGCAUGCCGGGAUCUGCUGGUGCACCCGGCCGUGAUGGACGAGAUGGAGUCAAAGGAGACCAGGGCAACUCAGGGAAGACUGGGCCCCAGGGACCACCUGGUGCAAAUGGAAUGAAAGGGGUGAAGGGAGAACCUGGGAUCCAGGGUCCUGCAGGCCAAAAGGGAGACCAGGGGGACAAAGGCGACAAUGGAUCUGCUCGACUGGCUUCAUACAUGAACUGGAAGGAGUGUGUCUGGAAAAGACGAGACGACAAGGAUUCAGGAGAAAUUUAUGUAAGUCAAGUCAUUUUAGUCCGUGAAGACAUUUUUUUACGAACUCCGAACGAAGCACAAUUUUUUACCCCUCAGAAUAUGGUGAAUAAUUUUUCUUUCUUUUUCACACAGCACUGUACCUUCAUGAAGAAGUACACAGGCACUGCUCUCCAUGUUUACUUUGCUGGUAACUUUAAAACGACAUCGUGUAGCGGCUGCUGUAGUCGGUUGUAUUUCACCUUCAAUGGCAAUGAGUGUAGCUCUCCUGGAACUAUUGACGGUGCAUUCUACCAGCAAACAGCAACAAAUCACCGUCACAGACACAUUGAAGGCCACUGUCAUAACAUAAAGAAGGGAACAGUGCGAGUUGGACUCUCAGUUGGAAAGUGCGUCACCGGCCACAAGCUUGCAGACUCCCUUACUGGUUGGCAUUCAAUGAGUCGUAUCUUCAUUGAGGAAGUGCCAAAACCACAGCAGUAA